Molecule: messenger RNA, 1242 nt
Organism: Clunio marinus
Lineage: Eukaryota; Metazoa; Arthropoda; Insecta; Diptera; Chironomidae
Source: the annotation of a GenBank genome assembly
AUGAAUCGAAGACAAAAACUUUCAAUAACUUUUAAACUCUUUUACUGGACGUUUGUGAUUUUCGCAUUAGGAUAUCCAUUCAAAUCGAUUACUAACAAUUUAUAUGAAAAAUUUCGGGAUAAUUCUUUGUCAUUCACAAUCGAUUCAGCUUAUUUGGAUUUCAAUACUUCGUUUCCAAGUAUUUCAGUGUGUCAAGUGUUCAAUGGAGAGAAAAAUUGGGAUUUGAGUGAACGAUACUUUGGCGGAGACCGCGACACGCGAAUCGAUGACUUUCUAACAGAAAUUUCCUUUUUCACCGGCGCUUGUUACACUUGUGAGUUGUGUAGCGUUGAAAUUGACUGCCCUAAAAACUAUUCAGACAUUCUUGAAAAAUUUCGAUCCAACUGUACUGAUUUGAUAAAGAAUUGUUCAUGGAACGGUGAAGCUUUCGAGUGUUGUGAAGGGUUUCGCCCACUUGCGACAGAGACGGGCAUGUGUUACACGAUAAAUUCAGCUUUGACUGUACCUAAAUAUGGAAGGGAACUUUUCUGUAAUCGUGAAAAUGGACCAGGCACAUUGAAAAUGAUGGUUUCGGAAGAUGUCCAAAUCUACAUCCAUCAUCAAAAUGACAUUCCUUUCGCUUACAGCGAACGAGACCUUAAAGAUACAAUUCUUUGGGGAUCAACAAAGCAACUGAUGAUUAAAGUAACUGAAAUCACCAAUGACGAAACAGUCCCAAUUGUCCCAAUCAAACAAAGACGUUGCAAAUUUUCAUGGGAAAAUGAACCAUCGUCAGUUUAUGAUUUAUACAGCUUUUCAACAUGUCAAACAAGUUGCUACAACAAAGCUCAAAUAGAUUUCUGCAAUUGUACUCAUCAUUUAAUGCCACGAAAUCCUCGUCUUGAUAUUCCUCAAUGCGACUUCAAAGGACUUCUUUGUUUGACAGAGAAUUUCAUGAAAAUAUCGGAAAUCAGAAAGGCUUGUUCAUCUUGUAUUUCUUCAUGUGAAGAACAUGAAUAUCGAAUCAUUUACAAUUCAAACGAAGAAAUGGGAAAUGAGGAAGGAACCGACAUCACAGUUUCGAUGAUUUCAUUGCCAACGCAUAGAUAUUUUCGUAGAACUGUUAAAACUAUGGUUGACUUCGUUAUAUCAAUUGGAGGAGUUCUUGGAUUAUUCUUUGGAUUCUCAUUCAUAAGUGUACUUGAUGUUGCAUACAAAGGAUAUUUUGUUAUCAAGAGAAUAUUCAAAUCGAAAGACAAAUAA